Penicillium olsonii is the source of this 1212-nucleotide messenger RNA. The record is from the annotation of a GenBank genome assembly. Lineage: Eukaryota; Fungi; Ascomycota; Eurotiomycetes; Eurotiales; Aspergillaceae.
AUGAAUUCCAACGGCCGAAGCGCUCCGGGCAGCUCCCCCGACCAGGCUCGGUCAUACCAUAUCGACAAUGCUCCCCACGCGCUCUCACCGAGCUCCGAUCUCAAGUCUCGCCUUGAGAUCUUUUCUACCAAGAUCCCCAAUGUCUAUGUUGCACCUUUCUGCGGGGCCAGCGCUGGCGUCGCCUCCGGUAUUGUCACAUGUCCUCUCGACGUCAUCAAAACGAAGCUACAAGCCCAGGGUGGGUUUCGACGGGGAGGGGCUCAAGAAGUUGCCUCGGGGGCACUUUAUCGUGGGAUGAUAGGUAGCGGUAGGAGAAUCUGGCGGGAGGAUGGCCUCCGCGGUCUCUACCAAGGACUUGGUCCAAUGUUGCUGGGAUAUCUCCCGACUUGGGCGGUCUAUCUGGCGGUCUAUGAUCGCAGUCGUGAAUAUUUCUAUGACGAGACAGGAAGCUGGUGGUUAUCUCGUGGCUACGCAUCUAUUAGUGCAGGUGCAUGUUCCACCAUCGUCACGAACCCUAUUUGGGUCAUUAAGACGAGACUCAUGUCGCAAAGUUUGAAACAGAACAGCGAAGGAAUACGUGCGCCAUGGCAAUACAAAGGCACAUGGGAUGCUGCACGCAAAAUGUAUCAAAUCGAAGGCAUUCGAUCCUUCUACUCCGGCCUGACCCCGGCUUUACUGGGGUUGACUCAUGUGGCCAUUCAAUUCCCCCUCUACGAAUAUUUGAAAAUGGGGUUCACAGGCUACGGUAUUGGUGAACACCCUGAUACUGGCAGCUCACACUGGAUUGGUAUUUCAGUCGCCACUUUCCUGAGCAAGGUUUGCGCAAGUACAGUCACAUACCCCCACGAGGUCUUGCGCACCCGACUCCAAACACAGCAGCGCACGGCACCGGCGCCAUCUCCCGAGGAGAUUGCUUUCCGGGGCGGCCUGAACCAUCCACACGACCGUGGCCGCUCAGGCGGUAUUUCUUCUUCCGAUGGGAUGCGCAAUCGCCCACGCUACAACGGAAUGAUCCGCACAAUCCAGACAAUCCUUCACGAAGAAGGCUGGCGUGCGUUCUAUGCCGGGAUCGGCACGAACCUGUUCCGGGCCAUUCCGGCUGCUAUGACGACUAUGCUCACAUACGAAUAUCUGCGGAAGCAGAUCAGUUCCUAUCAACACGAGGGCAUGAUGAAGUUAAAGAUGCAAGAAGAGAGUCAGGAUUCUAUUUGA